Molecule: messenger RNA, 2850 nt
Organism: Nycticebus coucang (slow loris)
Lineage: Eukaryota; Metazoa; Chordata; Mammalia; Primates; Lorisidae
Product: zinc finger X-linked protein ZXDB-like
Exons: 1
Coding region: 206-2599 (797 amino acids)
Biological process (GO): regulation of transcription by RNA polymerase II
Cellular component (GO): nucleus
Molecular function (GO): transcription coregulator activity
Source: RefSeq, a predicted model, not a curated record
CUGGGCUUUCUAUUCUGUUCCGGGGACCCAGUACCAGAAAAUUUAAAUCCCUGAGGCGUUAAAUACGUUUUCAUAUCUGAUAGGGCCAGUUUCUACGCAUUGCACUUUUUUUUCCCCUUUCAGGAACGUGCACAGGCGGGCGGCAGGGGGCGGGGUCGCGCCUCCUCUGCCGCUCUGGUUCCAGCUGAACCUCACAUACUCCGAGAUGGAAAUACCGAGGCUGCUCUCGGCUCGCGGGACACUACAGGGCAGCUGUGGCGGUAGCCCCGCGGGCGGUGGCCAAAUAGACCAAGGGUCUGCCCCGCCGGCUGGCCAGGCACCCUUGCGCCGCCUCCUGCUGCUCCGGGCCCCCCAAGAUGGCGGGCCCUGUCUGCGGCGGGAGGAGGCCCGCCUUGCCUCACUGGGCGCUGGCCCGAGCCUGUUGGCGCUGAGGCCGGAUCACGCUAGCGGCGGCGGCGAUGACUUCUUCCUGGUACUGCUUGACCCGGUGGGUGGCGAUGUGGAGACCGCGAGCGCGGGUCAGGCAGCAGGGCUGGUGUGGAGGGAUAAGGCCCAGGCGGGCCUAGGGCCCCCAGGGAACGAGAGCAGCGCGAACCCCGCGAGCUGCCUGGCGCUGGGCCCCAGAUGCCUGUCCGCGGUUCCCACUCCGUCCUUGAUCUCCACCCCAGGCCCUGACCCCACCGCGGCCUUCGCAGGCACCGUCACUAUCCACAACCAAGACCUGCUGUUGUGCUUUGAGAAUGGCAUCCUCACCCUGACCACACCCCCGCCACCCGCCUGGGAGCUGGGGGUCGGGCCUGUCCCACAGCCCGCGGGUUUAAUCGCUCCUCAAGCUGGGUUGCCCCCGCACACCGUGCAGCUGGACAACUGCACAGAGCUGUCGCCCGAACUGCUGGCCAUGCCGGCUGAACCUGCGCCCGCUCCAGCGCCCAAAGAGGAGGUGGAGGGCACCCUGGGCCCCCAGGGGUCACUGAGCCCAGGCCCAGGCAUGGUUCUUUACCUCUGUCCCGAGGCGCAGUGCGGACAAACCUUCCCCAAGAAGCACCAGCUGAAAGUGCACCUGCUGACACACAGCAGCAGCCAGGGCCAGAGACCCUUCAAGUGCCCACUGGGUGGCUGCGGCUGGACCUUCACCACCUCUUACAAGCUCAAGAGGCACCUGCAGUCGCAUGACAAACUGCGGCCUUUUGGCUGCCCAGUGGACGGCUGCGGCAAGAGCUUCACCACCGUGUACAACCUCAAAGCACACAUGAAGGGCCACGAGCAGGAGAACUCCUUCAAAUGCGAGGUAUGUGAGGAGAACUUCCCCACACAGGCAAAACUCAGCACCCAUCAGCGCAGCCACUUUGAGCCUGAGAGGCCUUACCAGUGUGCAUUUUCUGGCUGUAAGAAGACAUUUAUCACAGUGAGUGCCCUGUUUUCCCAUAACCGUGCCCAUUUCAGGGAACAGGAAUUCUUUUCCUGCUCGUUUCCUGGUUGCAGCAAACAAUAUGACAAGGCUUGUAGGCUGAAAAUUCACCUGCGAAGCCACACUGGUGAGAGGCCAUUCCUUUGUGACUUUGAUGGCUGUGGAUGGAACUUCACCAGCAUGUCCAAACUUUUAAGGCACAAAAGGAAGCACGAUGAUGACCGGAGGUUCACGUGCCCUGUGGAAGGCUGUGGGAAAUCUUUCACCAGGGCUGAGCAUCUGAAAGGCCACAGCAUAACACACCUGGGUACAAAGCCUUUUGUGUGCCCUGUGGAAGGUUGUUGUGCCAGGUUCUCUGCUCGCAGUAGUCUCUACAUCCACUCCAAGAAACACCUGCAGAAUGUGGACACUUGGAAGAGCCGUUGCCCCAUCUCCACCUGUAAUAAGCUCUUCACAUCCAAGCACAGCAUGAAGACCCACAUAACCAAAAGGCACAACAUCAGCCAGGAUCUCUUAGCUCAGCUAGCAGCAGGAAAUUCUCUUACACCCAGCAGUGAACUUACUGUCCAGGGGCAGCAUGAUCUCAGUGAUGCAGACAUAGUGUCUCUCUUCUCUGAAGUGCCUGACAGUAGUUCUGCUGCAGUGCUGGACGCAGCAUUGGUGAACUCUGGCAUCUUGACCAUUGAUGUGGCAUCUGUGAGCUCAACUUUGUCAGGGAACCUCCCUGCUGAUAAUGCUAAUUCUUUAGGGCAGGCCAUGGACCCUCAGGCUUUGAUGGCCACCAGUGACCUUCCUCAAAGUCUGGAUACCUCUCUCUUUUUUGGAACAUCAGCCACUGGUUUUCAGCAGAGCCCUUUAUAUAUGGAUGAUGUCUCAAGUGUAAGUGUGGGGCCAUUGAGAUCCGUGAGCUCUUCGGUUAUGAAAAAUUCUAGUCCAGAGCCCCAAGCUUUGACACCCAGCAAUAAGCUAACAGUGGACACAGAUGCUCUGACUCCUUCAAGCACCCUUUGUGAAAACAGUGUCUCAGAACUACUGACACCAACCAAAGUGGAAUGGAAUGUACAGCCUGAGUCUGACUUCUUUGGACAGGAGGAAGAACCCCAGUUUGCAUUCUCCAAUCCAGUAGGGACCCAUGGUUCUCAAAAAGAAACAGAUCUUAACACAGUGACUGGAAGCUCAUUUUUGGUAUGAACCAACUUUAUUCAUCCCUUACCAGGUGGCUUACUUUGUUAUAGUCAAUUUUGAGGAUUUUCUGGAGUAAAUGUUUAAAUAUAGUCAUUUAUUACUGGUUUUAAAAAAGAGCACAACCCUGGAUUACAAGUUUGGAGAUUUAAAUUCUGAUCAUGAGUCUGGAACUGACCAGUCGUGUGACCCUCAGCAAGUCACUUAACCUAUCUGAGCCUUAAUUUCCUUACAUAUAAAAUGAGAUGGCUUAAAUAGAU